AUGUCACUAACAAGUAAAGAAGUGAAUUACCUAAUAUGGCGAUAUCUUCAAGAAACAGGAUAUGAUCUCACAGCUUAUGCAUUUGAUCGACAGUCGGAUUGUCUGAGCUACGAAAGAAAUUCAAAUGACGAAAUAAUAAAUAGGAUUGAAGUUGGAUGUCUAAUAGAUCUAAUACAAAAAGGCAUACUAUAUACCAUAGCUGAAACGGAAGCAAAAAGUGACGAUCAAUACUCUCUACUAGGAGCAUUGGUGCAAAAAGAACUAGAAGAUACGAAUCUAAAGUAUCAUAUUAUCAAAGAAAAUGGUGUAGACCAAAUUAAAGACAACGACCAGGAUAAAAAUGUCGACAUACAAGAGGAUACACCUAUGGAAGAACCUUCUGAAGUGAAAAAUAUUAUUCCAGAAAUAAAGUUUCCUUCCAGUCUAUCUUGUGAUUGGCAUCCAUCCAGUGAAGCAUUUGCAUAUGGUAAAUCGAAUGGAAAUGCAAUAGUAACAGCAGUAAAAGAUGGAAAUCUUAUUGAGUCAGUCGAAAUAAGUCACCCAAGCCUACUAAAUAUCAAAAAUGAGAUAAAUUAUGUAUCUUGGUCACCACUAGGUAAUUUAUUAAUAACUUCAGGAGCAUUUGGAGAAAUUAGAGCUUGGUCACCAGAUGGAAGAUUGAAAAAUAUUGCAAAUACUAUGGAAGAGUUUAAUCAAGUCAAAUCUAAUGUAAUAACAAAUAUACUAUGGAGUCAACUGGGGAAAUUCGUGGUUACAAUAGAUAGUGAAAAUCAAGUAACAAUAUGGGAUGGACUCACGUUAUCAUUAGUACAGCGAAUAAAAAAUGAAGAUCAUAAUGACGCAAAUUCAAUUCUGACAGCUUGCUGGCUUAGCGAUGAUAAAUUUGCAAUAAGUUCUUCUUCCACACACGAUAUAAAAUUAUAUGAUAUUAAAAAGGCACCAUCUGGGAAAGUCUUUGACUUUCAAUAUAUUGGAGCAUUAGUUGGACAUCUGAAUACAAUCACCAUAAUGAAAUUAAAUCCUGUGUCAAAACUUCUAGCUACUUGUUCAGAUUUUGAUUAUCAAAUUCGAAUAUGGAAUAGUUCUUCAACUCAACCAAGUUUGGAUUUAAAUGUAAAAACGGAGCUGGUGAAAGUACAUGCUUCACCAAUAAUUGAAUUAAAUUGGUUACCAAUAGAAAAUAAAAAUUACUUAUUGUCAACAUCGAUGGAAGGAGUGUUAAAUGUUUGGGAUGCAGAAACUGGUGAGAAUUGUAAUUCAUGUGAAUUAUUUAAAAACCCCGUGUUUGAUCAAGACAGAGACAUGUUGGUUUUUAUUUCAUCUGUUUCACCAAAUGGAAAGUUAUUGGCUAUAGGUGAUGAUUAUGGAAAAAUAUCAAUCUGGAAUUUAGAUUUCGAAAAUUACAAACUACAAGAUAAAUCUUACAUCGAAUGCUUAGCUGUAUACGAUCCUGAUGCAAGAGUUAAAAUUGAUGAUAAGGAACAGCGAAAUAAAGCUUCCAUAGGUUUGUGUGAUUUGAAAUGGGAUCAUGAAUCAAAAAAAUUGAUUGGUUCGUACAUUGGUUUGGAUAGUGUAGUUAUAUAUUACAAUAAUUAA
Molecule: messenger RNA, 1596 nt
Organism: Lodderomyces pseudojiufengensis
Lineage: Eukaryota; Fungi; Ascomycota; Pichiomycetes; Serinales; Debaryomycetaceae
Exons: 1
Coding region: 1-1596 (531 amino acids)
Biological process (GO): regulation of transcription by RNA polymerase II
Cellular component (GO): Set3 complex
Molecular function (GO): protein binding; transcription corepressor activity
Source: RefSeq, a predicted model, not a curated record